CGCGGGCUGACAGGCGCAGGCAGGCAACACGGAGCGGCGCCAUCGGGGGGAAUCACGUGGAGACCCCGAUUUCUUCGCUUUUUCCGCCCUGACGCUGGAUAACACGUAGGAAAUGGACUCGAGGAAGAUAAUAGAGAUACUGAGGGGCACUAUAGACCCGAAUUUACGCCAGCAGGCCGAGGAUGAGCUGACGCAGAUGAAAAAAAUUAUUGGGUUUACCCCAGCACUCCUCCAAGUCGUCAUGAUGGGGGAACUUGACAUGCCAGUAAGACAGGCAGGCGUUAUAUACCUUAAGAACAUGGUAGCACAGUACUGGAAAGAUGCAGAGUAUGAAGCUGGUGAGCCUAUUCCAUUCCACAUUCACGAGCAGGAUCGGGCCAUGAUCCGUGAUGCCAUUGUCGAUGCAGUUGUUCAUGCACCAGAUCUUGUAAGAGUACAGCUUGCUGUCUGCACAUAUCAGAUGGUCAAACAUGACUUCCCAGGUCGCUGGACGACCAUUGUCGACAAGAUUAGUAUUUAUCUUCAAAAUCCCGACACAAACCUCUGGAAUGGCAGUCUCCUCUGCUUAUAUCAGCUCGUCAAGAAUUUUGAAUAUAAAAAGAAGGAAGAUCGGGGUCCACUUCAUGAGGCAAUGAGGAUGCUUCUGCCAAUGUGUUAUGAGCGUAUAGUUCACCUUCUGCCAGAUCCCUCUGAGCAUUCAACGUUACUACAAAAACUGAUCCUUAAGAUCUUCUAUGCUCUUACACAGUACCACUUACCUUUAGAGCUGUUGAGUCGGGACACCUUUACACAGUGGAUGGAGGUCACGCGACAAGUAGCCGACAGACCUGUGCCAGACCAGACGUUACAGGUAGAUGAGGAGGAGAGACCAGACUUGCCGUGGUGGAAGAUCAAGAAAUGGGCGUUACACAUCUUGGCCAGAAUAUUUGAAAGAUAUGGUUGUCCUAGCACAGUGGGAAAGGAAUACAAGCAGUUUGCAGAAUGGUUCAUCAAGACCUUCUCUCAGGGUAUCCUUCAGGUACUGCUCAAGAUCCUAGACCAGUACCGCAACAAAGUAUACAUCUCGCCACGUGUCCUACAGCAGACUCUCAAUUAUUUGGAGCAGGGAGUGGGACAGUCAGUUGCUUGGAAGCUUCUGAAGCCCCACAUGCUCUCAGUGAUUCAGCAUGUUCUCUUCCCUCUUAUGUGUUACUCAGACUCUGAUCAGGAACUGUGGAAUUCUGACCCCUAUGAAUAUGUUCGGGUUAAAUUUGAUAUCUAUGAAGAUCUGGUAUCUCCUGUGACUGCUGCUCAGGCACUGCUCCUUUCCACCAUCCGCAAGAGGAAGGAAAUGUUAGAGAAGACAAUGGUGUUCCUCAUGCAGGUACUCACCACACCCAAUGUUGACCCAAGGCACAAGGAUGGUGUCAUGCAUAUGAUUGGUACUAUGGGUGGUGUUUUGUUAAAGAAGAGAGUAUACAAAGAUCAAAUGGAAACUAUGAUUGCGCAGUAUGUCUUCCCAGAGUUCCAGAGUCCAUUUGGCUUCAUGAGAGCUAGAGCAUGUUGGAUCCUUCAGAACUUUGAUGAAAUUAGGUUCAAGUCGGAACAGAACAUUGUAGCAGCAAUGAACUGUAUCCAAAAUGCUCUCUUGAAUGAUCAUGAUCUGCCUGUCAAGGUGGAGGCUGCCAUGGCGCUGUCUGCCUUCCUGGCAUCACAGAACAAGGCAGAAAAGAUUGUAGAGCCAAAUAUCCGACCCAUUGUACAAGAAUUACUCAAGGUCAUAAAGGAGACAGAAAACGAUGAUCUCACAAAUGUUAUGUGCAAGAUUGUGACCACUUACACAGAACAAUUGACACCCAUUGCAGUAGAGAUGUGCACACAGCUUGCUGCUACCUUCCAACAGGUGGUGGACUCGGAGGACGGAGCGGACGAGAAGGCCAUCACAGCCAUGGGAUUGCUCAGCACGAUAGAGACCCUCAUCAACUGCAUGGAGGAGAACCCGGAGAUCAUGGCCCAGAUCGAGCCCAUCACCCUCCAGGUGGUUGGCCUCAUCCUCAGCAAAAGUGUCAUGGAGUUUUACGAGGAGGCCCUUGCGCUAAUCUACAGUCUCACCAGCACGAGGAUAUCCCCAGACCUCUGGAAAUGCUUUGAAAUGAUGUAUCAGAUGUUCAAGGUAGAUGGCUUUGACUACUUCACGGAGAUGAUGCCAGCACUCCAUAACUACAUCACCGUUGAUACUGAAGGCUUCCUAAGCAGUGAGGCUCGUGUUGCUGCAGUGUUCGAAAUGUCCAAGAGUAUUCUGACACAGGAUUGUGCGGAAGACGAGGAGUGUCAUGCAGCCAAACUACUAGAGGUGGUUGUGCUGCAGUGCCAGGGCCGCAUUAACCAGUGCCUCCCAUCCAUUAUCCAGCUCGUGGUAGAGAGACUACUCAGGCAGGUCAAGACAACUGAGUUACGAACGAUGCUGUUACAGGUUGUGAUAGCCACACUUUACACGGCGCCAGACCCCCUACUUCAGGUGCUUGAGUCAACCACUUUGCCCAACACAACCACCACGCUCACAUCUCACUUCAUAAAGCAGUGGAUCCAUGACACUGACUGCUUCCUCGGUCUCCACGAUCGGAAAGUGUGUGUGCUGGGUAUGUGCACGCUCCUCCAGUUGGGGCCUGAACGCUUGGGAGUCCUCCAGGAAUGCCACAAAGAGAUUCUGCCAGCCAUGAUUCUCUUAUUCCAAGGCUUGAAAAGAGCAUAUGCAGCAAAAGCUGCUGAGGAGGACGAUGACGACGAUGAUGAUGAAGACGAUGACGACGACAUCGAGCAUGAGGUGCUGGAGAGUGAUGAAGACGAACUUGAUGAUGCUGGCGAAGAUUACUUAGAAAAGCUUGAGGAGAAGGUAAACAAGGCCACAGCCAGUGCCCCGUUUGCCAUAAGUGCCUCCCUGCAGGAUGAUGACGACGAUGACGACGAUGAUGGUCUAGAGGAAGAACGGGACGAGACUGCAUUGGAGUCCUUCACUACACCAUUAGAUAAAGAUGACUGUGAAGUUGAUGAAUAUCUUGUCUUCAAGGAGGUUAUGCAUGCCCUGGAAGCUAAUGCCCCAGCCUGGUACCAGGCCCUCACGGGAGGUCUGAAUUCAGAUCAACAGAAGGCAAUGCAGGAGAUCAGCACACUGGCUGAUCAGAGGAGAGCUGCAGCCCAAAGCAAGAAAAUCCAACAGAGUGGAGGUUACAACUUCCAGCAAGUGUCAGUUCCCACCAGUUUUAAUUUUGGAGGGUCAUUUGGCUCUUAAUCCUGGCGUUGAGGGUUGUAAUAUUCCUUCAAGUUUUCAUCAUGCAGUGUGCAGUUAUUUUUUUAUAAUUGUUUUUUGUAUCUUUCACCUCAUCUUGCUCUCUUUCUCUUGCUCUCUCUCACUACUCCUCUCUCCCUCUCGUCUUCUUUGUCCAUCAAAUUUCUGAUCUUUCUUUAGUGCCUUAAACAUUCAUUUAUAGGCAUCAAAAAGUGCACUAAAGUUUUCACCUCCUGUAUGUGGUUUAAGAAUGUAAAUGUUGACUGUGUACAAAAAAAAAAAGAUUUAAAAAAGUAAAAAAAAAAAAAAAAAAAAAAUAGAAAAAAAAGGUAAAAGAAAAAAAAUUGAUUGAAAUCUCGGGAUGUCUGGAUUUGGCUGCAAAGGCUUGCUCUGUGUCAGCCAGCCAGCCUCUGUUGUUCCAUUCAAGGAGCCCUUCUGCUGCCAGGGAGAAAGGCCAGGCUGGACUAGGCUUAGAAGACAGCAGGUCUCGUGUGUGUAUGUGAUAGGUAGCUACAGUAGCAUAUCCCCAAGUGAACCAGGCUGAGUGUUUUCAUUUGAUUACAGUAGACUGUUACCCUGCAGUAAUUGAUGCCUUCUGUUACUCUUCUGUAUAAUUAUAGAUGAUUAGGAUUAACUGUUGGAGUAGGUCAUCAUCAUAAUCAUCAUCAUCCUAAUAAUAGUCGCCACCACCACUGUCUUUACAUUAUUGCUCAUAUUUGGCCAAGGGUGACAUAUAUAUAAUGUAUUCAUUUUUUGUGUAUUUUGUUGAACAGGAAUGUAUAUUACUAUGUGGAGUUACACCUCCGGUGAUCCCUUUUUAUUAUAGUAAUUUCUUUUA
This is a messenger RNA of Penaeus chinensis, 4103 nucleotides long. It is a transcript of the gene msk, whose product is annotated as importin-7-like. Gene Ontology annotation, molecular function: small GTPase binding. The transcript is spliced from 22 exons. Bases 113 to 3268 code for a protein of 1051 amino acids. The record is from RefSeq and is a predicted model, not a curated record. Gene Ontology annotation, cellular component: nuclear envelope; cytosol. NCBI's taxonomy places the organism in Eukaryota, Metazoa, Arthropoda, Malacostraca, Decapoda, Penaeidae. Gene Ontology annotation, biological process: protein import into nucleus.